AUGCCCGUUUUACUUUUCCUGGUAGACACGUCCGCGUCCAUGAACCAGCGCAGCCAUCUGGGCACUACCUAUCUGGACAUAGCAAAAGGCGCUGUUGAGACUUUUAUGAAGCUCCGAGGGAGAGAUCCGGCGAGCCGAGGGGACCGGUACAUGUUGGUAAAUUAUGAAGACAUUCCUUUCGGGAUCAAGGCCGGAUGGAAAGAGAGCCAUGCCACUUUUAUGACUGAACUGAGGAAUCUGCAGGCCACCGGGCUCACCAGCAUAGGCCAGUCACUGAGGACGGCCUUCGACCUGCUCAAUCUCAAUAGACUAGUGACUGGCAUUGACAACUACGGGCAGGGAAGAAACCCAUUUUUCCUGGAGCCCGCUAUCAUCAUCGCAAUCACUGAUGGAAACAAGUUAACCACUAGUGGUGGCGUCCAAGAUGAGCUCCAUCUCCCAUUAACGACGCCCCUGCCAGGCAGCGAGCUAACCAAGGAGCCCUUCCGUUGGGAUCAACGUCUUUUUGCGCUAGUGCUGCGCAUACCUGGCCAUGCGUCAGUGGAGCCUGAGCCAGUUGGUGGCGUCCCGUCGGAUGAUUCGCCCAUCACGCCCAUGUGUGAGGUUACUGGAGGGCGCUCAUACAGCGUGUUCUCUCAGCGCAUGCUGAAUCAGUGUCUGGAGUCUCUGGUCCAGAAGAUCCAGAGUGGCGUAGUCAUCAACUUUGAGAAGACUGGGCCUGACCCUCCCCCGCUGGAUGAUGCACCACCUGAGAAGCCAGGCCCACAGCCUUGGCAUUGUUGCCACAAGCUCAUCUAUGUCCGGCCCAAUCCUAAAACGGGUGUCCCUAUCGGACACUGGCCUGUACCUGAGGCCUUCUGGCCAGACCAGAACUCCCCUACGCUGCCCCCUCGUUCAGCGCACCCUCACGUUCGCUUCUCCUGCCUGGACGCAGAGCCCAUGGUGAUUGACAAGGUUCCCUUUGACAAGUACGAGCUGGAGCCCUCGCCGCUCACGCAGUACAUCCUGGAGAGGAAGUCUCCUCACACCUGCUGGCAGGUGUUUGUAUGCAACAGUGCCAAGUACAGUGACCUGGGCCAGCCCUUUGGCUACCUAAAGGCCAGCACGGCACUAAACUGCGUCAACCUGUUUGUCAUGCCCUACAACUACCCUGUACUUCUACCGCUUCUGGACGACCUCAUCAAAGUGCACAAAUUCAAGCCCACCCUCAAAUGGCGGCAGUCCUUUGAGAACUACCUUAAGACCAUGCCUCCAUACUACAUUGGGUCCUUGAGAAAGGCACUAAGGAUCAUGGGAGCUCCCAACCUAUUAGCGGACAACAUGGAGUAUGGCUUGAGCUACAGUGUUGUUUCCUACCUUAAAAAGCUCAGCCAGCAGACCAAAAUGGAGUACGAUCGCCUGAUCGCUUCCAUUGGGAAGAAGGCACCGCCUGAGACGGGCAUCAAGGUACGGUGGAGGGGCGGAGGGAUCUCGCUGGCCCAGCGCAGAGAUUUCAUCCAACAGCUUUUGAGUAUCUCGAGUGACGCCCCAGCACCGCUAUUGGAACUCAACCCCAAAGAGUUCCAAGGAUUCCACCUGGCGCUCCUCAACAAGAGCCUGAAACCUCAGACCUUCCGGAACCCUUACGACAUACCCCGCAGUCACCUACUGGACCAGCUCAGCCGUAUGAGGAGAAACCUACUCAACACAACAGUCUGCACCCUGCGAGGGUAUGACACAGAUCAAAUCCACAGCGUUCCCAUCGCCCAAAUGGGAAACUACCAAGAUUUCCUGAAAGCCGCUCCCCAACCCCUCCGAGACGCCGACCCCGAGCAGCCGAAGCGCCUGCACACCUUCGGCAACCCUUUCAAACUGGAUAAGAAGGGCAUGAUGAUUGACGAGGCUGACGAAUUUGUGACGAGCCCUCAGAACAAAGGGAAAAGACCUGCGGACAACAACAUGAUGGGUGGUGGACCAAAGAGGAGGCGCUGCAUGUCGCCCCUUCUGCGCCUGGGACGGGCCUACACGCCCCCCAUAACCCCACCUGCUAGUCCACGACCCACCUCGGACGUGGACGAUCAUGACAGCGAACCAGAAUUGAUCAUCAACCACCUCAAUCAGAACCACUGCAGCAGCCCGGACCCGACCUCUGACCCAGACAGUUCGGGUACCGUCGAUCCUCAGGAGAACCACUCGGACCCGCAGCACGUCUCGCACAGGGACAGUGAGGAGGAGAACGGCGAGGACUGUGAGGAAAGGGAAGAGAGCAGCGCAAACGUGAUACUGGUGGGGGAACACCUUCCUCGGUAUCUGUCUCCCACCGCUCUGAAAAAGCACAUCCAGAACGAGACCACGAAAGUCAACAACGAGCUGAAGAGGCUCAUCACUAAGGAGAUUAGGAAGCCCGGCAGACACUAUGAGAAGAUCUUCUACUUCCUGAAGCAAAUCCAAGGCACGCUGGACACUCGGCUUAUCUUCCUCCAAAACAUCAUUAAAGAGGCGGCCAGGUUCAAGAAGCGUGUUCUGAUCGAGCAACUGGAGAACUUCCUCGAGGAGAUCCAUAACAGGUCCAACAACAUCAACCACGUGGACGCACUCUGA
Messenger RNA from Nerophis lumbriciformis (worm pipefish), 2580 nucleotides. NCBI's taxonomy places the organism in Eukaryota, Metazoa, Chordata, Actinopteri, Syngnathiformes, Syngnathidae. The record is from RefSeq and is a predicted model, not a curated record.